UUUCACAUCUUAAUAUUUAUUGGUGUUUGGUCUAUCUAUACACAUGUACAGCAAACAUGAUUUGAGGUUGUUUACAAAUUUCAGUUUUGUAUUGAAUUGAGGUUAUUAUUACUGUUAGUGCACAUUUUGUCGUGUAUUCAACGUGGGCAAUAAAGAGUAUAUUUUAUUCAAACCUUAGUUUUAUUUUGUUUGGUGGUAUUUUUUUUUUUCAAUUUAGCCUACUAAGUAAAAAUGACAAAAAUUCGGAAGCAAAGAAUGAAAAAGAAAUAUGGUUAUAAUGUUAACAGGAAAAGGUUGCGAAAUAAGGUUAGGAAAACGCCUGUUAUUACUUGCCCUCAAGUGAAAAAUGCUUGGAAUGUCAAACAGUCGGUUAAAAGAAAUUUAAAAAAUAUGGGCCUGGCUUAUGAUGCCAAUAUUGCGCAGUCCAUAUCAAGCAAUAAGUUAAUAAAAACAGAGCAUGUGAAACCCAAUGAAAGGGCACCAGAAAAGUUACAUGUUGUCACUGAACUAGAAGAAGAUGCUCGUGCACCCAGAGAAAGGCGUUUUGCUUUACCUAACAGUCAGGUGCAAUGGGUCACAUAUUUAAUGGACAAGUAUGGUGAAGAUUAUGAGGCGAUGGCACGUGAUAAAAAGAAUUACUAUCAAGAAACGUGGCAACAAAUCCGAAGAAAGAUUAAACUGUUCAAGGGUGUCCCUGAACAGUAUAACCAAUACUUGGCUUCAAAAGAAAAAUUGUAGUUAAUUGUUGAUAUUAUUGUUUUGUUUAAAAUGAUUUUUAAUGUACAAAGAUUAGUUGUACAUUGUCAAUAAAAUAAUUCUUUUUAAUAAA
This is a messenger RNA of Homalodisca vitripennis (glassy-winged sharpshooter), 829 nucleotides long. RefSeq names its product nucleolar protein 16-like. The transcript has 4 exons. Bases 232 to 738 code for a protein of 168 amino acids. The record is from RefSeq and is a predicted model, not a curated record. Gene Ontology annotation, biological process: ribosomal large subunit biogenesis. NCBI's taxonomy places the organism in Eukaryota, Metazoa, Arthropoda, Insecta, Hemiptera, Cicadellidae. Gene Ontology annotation, cellular component: nucleolus.